AUAGAAGCUGUUGUGCCCAUCCUAUUGGCUCGCGACGAAUUAGACGAGGGCGCUCGGUCUGCACACCCGAUCCAGCAUCAAGAAGAAAUCACUUUAUCAGCCUUCCUAUAGCCUACAGCCUACCCGGUUAGCAUUCGGGGUGCUCUCGAUGCUCCUUUCUUUGGUAGCCGAGAGAAUUUGUUGGACAAGAGAAAUUCAGAGAACGUUUCUUUUGAAUUGGAUGAUACCUGCUGACAAUGGGAAGUAAAGAAGAUGAUGUGAAGAAGGCGCAGGUUGUGGACGCUCGGGCAAGAAAUAUUAGCCAUAACGUUCGGUGCACGGAGUGUGGGAGUCAGUCCAUUGAAGAUUCUCAAGCAGAUAUUGCUAUUCUCCUCAGGAAGCUGAUUCGUGAUGAGAUUCAAGCUGGGAAGACUGACAAAGAGAUCUACAAAAAGCUUGAGGAUGAUUUUGGGGAAACAGUACUUUAUGCCCCAAAGUUUGAUCUGCAGACUGCAGCCUUGUGGCUAUCACCGCUUCUAGUUGCAGGUGCUGCUGGUGGAAUAUGGGCUUACAACAAGCACAGGCAAAAGACUAAUGUGCACAUCAUGGCAUUGAACCUUGUUAGAGGUGUUCCAUUAACCCCAAAAGAGAAGGAAACUAUGCUGGAGAUUCUUACACCUCCUGCCCCACAAGGAGCUACCCCUUCCUCUUGGUGGAGAAGGUGGCGCAAUGGAUGAUGUCUUCCUUUUGACUGAUAUUGAUCCUAAUUCUUAAUUGGCUUGUAGCUUUGUGCUGGGAUCUAAAGUAGCUAGGCUGCUAAAAGUACUGCUUGGUGUGGAAGAAUCGUUAAUUGUCGGCAUGGGGGUGUAGUGGUGAGAGAUCGUUGGAAGGAUUGUGUUGUAAUCAGAGUGUUGCUUAGUAAUGAACCAAAAAAACUGAAGUAUUAUUUAUACUUGCACAUUAUUUCAACUGGACCUUAUUGAAAAACCUAAAAUUUAUUUA
Messenger RNA from Hevea brasiliensis (rubber tree), 981 nucleotides. Its product is annotated as cytochrome c-type biogenesis CcmH-like mitochondrial protein. The transcript has 4 exons. Bases 237 to 716 code for a protein of 159 amino acids. NCBI's taxonomy places the organism in Eukaryota, Viridiplantae, Streptophyta, Magnoliopsida, Malpighiales, Euphorbiaceae. The record is from RefSeq and is a predicted model, not a curated record.